AUGAAUAUCGGCGUGGUUUUUAAAGAAAUUUACAAUAGUUACCCCGCCGAAAAAGUAGUUGGCGUUUAUAGAAUGACAACACCUUCUUUGCUGUUGCGUGAUUUAGAUGUUAUCAAACAUGUGAUGAUUAAAGACUUUGGUUGUUUUUCUGAUCGCGGCAUUUCUUUUAGUGAAGAGGGCUUCGGUGCCAAUUUAUUUCAUGCCGAUAGCCGCAUAUGGUACAUGCUUAGAAAUCGAUUUACACCUCUUUUUACAUCUGGGAAACUGAAGAACAUGAUUUACUUGAUGAAUGAGAGAGGGGAUAAAUUCGUCGAUUACAUUAGUGGUUUGGACAAACAUGAACACGAAAUCCAUACACUCGUGCAGAAAUAUACAAUAGCGACGAUCUCUGCUUGUGCGUUUGGUUUGGACAUUGAUACAUUAAAUGGUAAAAUGGAAACCCUUGAAAGAAUAAACAAAAUACUUUUCAAACCUUCAUACGCAAGAGAACUAGAUAUGAUGUACCCAGGAAUUUUUAAAAAGUUUAAUAGUUCCCUUUUACCCAGUGAAAUUAAAAAUUUCUUUAAUCACUUAGUUAAAAGUGUCAUAGCACAAAGAAAUUCUAUGCCAACAAAUAGGAAAGAUUUUAUGGAUUUAAUAUUGGAAUUACGGCAACACCGUAAAAUUAAUAGCACUAAGAAAAGUGAUGAAGAAGAAGAAAACACUAUAGAAUUAACUGAUGAUAUUAUUGCAGCUCAGGCAUUUGUAUUUUACGUAGCUGGAUAUGAAACUAGUGCUACAACGAUGACAUUUAUGCUUUAUGAAUUAGCAAAGAAUCCUGAUGUACAGGAUAAAUUAAUGAAGGAAUUAGAUGAAGUUCUUCAAAGGCAUAACGGUGAAGUUACAUAUGAAACAUUAAAUGAUAUGAAAUAUAUGGAAAAAGUGUUCGAUGAAACAUUGCGUAUGUACCCUUUAGUAGAACCAUUGCAAAGAAGGGCUCAAGUCGAUUAUACAAUACCAGGCACAAAAGUAACUAUUAAUAAAGGGCUAAUUGUACUUGUAUCGCCGUUAGGUAUCCACCGUGAUGAAAAGUAUUACCCUGAUCCAGAAAAAUUUGACCCCGAAAGAUUUUCUCCAGAAAAUGUCGGAAACCGACAUCCUUGUGCUUAUAUGCCAUUUGGCGUCGGUCCAAGAAACUGCAUCGGAAUGCGAUUUGCUAAAGUUCAGUCUCGCAUGUGCAUAACCAAGCUGCUUUCCAAAUUUAGAAUUGAAACGUCGAAGAAAACUCCCAAAGUAUUGGAGUUUUCACCGAACCUCCCCAUAAUUGGACCGAAGGAAAAAAUUUAUUUAAAUAUUGUACCAAGAAAAUAA
Parnassius apollo (apollo) is the source of this 1350-nucleotide messenger RNA. The record is from the annotation of a GenBank genome assembly. Lineage: Eukaryota; Metazoa; Arthropoda; Insecta; Lepidoptera; Papilionidae.